AUGGAAUUGCAUGGCUUGGCACGCACGAUUCAAUCCUGGUCCUCGAUUCGCGAAGGGAGACAACUCCACGUGGCAUUCCUCAAAACCGGUAUUCUUCACUCCUCCGUCAGCGUGGCAAACCGGCUCCUCCAGUUGUACUCUCGCUGCGACCAUCUCCGCGAUGCGUCCCACCUGUUCGACGAAAUGCCCCAAACAAACCCUUUCUCCUGGAACACCCUCAUCCAAGCCCACCUCAACUCAGGCCACACCCACAUGUCUCUCCACUUGUUCAACGCCAUGCCUCACAAGACCCACUUCUCAUGGAACAUGGUCGUUUCCGCUUUUGCCAAGUCCGGACACCUCCAACUGGCUCACUCUCUCUUCAAUGCCAUGCCCUCAAAGAACAACCUCGUAUGGAAUUCCAUCAUUCAUGGUUAUUCCCGACACGGGAAUCCUCUUCAAGCGCUAUUACUCUUCAAAAGCAUGAACUCAGACCCUUCACAGAUAAUGUACCGUGAUGCCUUUGUGCUGGCAACUGUUCUUGGUGCUUGCGCUGACUUGUUGGCUCUCAACUGUGGGAAACAAGUCCAUGCGCGUGUUUUCAUCGAUGGUUUCGCGUUGGAGCUUGACAGGGUCUUGUGCAGCUCGCUGAUUAACUUGUAUGGAAAGUGUGGUGAUUUGGAUAGUGCUGCUCGUGUUGUGAGUCUUGUGAGGGAAGUUGAUGAGUUCUCUUUGUCAGCUUUGAUAUCUGGUUAUGCAAAUGCAGGGAGAAUGAGGGAGGCCAGAAGGGUUUUUGAUAGUAUGGUUGGUCCGUGUGCUGUGAUGUGGAAUUCGGUUAUUUCGGGUUAUGUGUCCAACGGUGAGGAGAUGGAGGCGGUGAGGCUUUUCGGUACAAUGCUUAGGAAUGGUGUUCGGGGAGAUGUCUCCACUGUUGCUAAUGUUUUGAGUGCUUGCAGUGGCUUACAGGUUGUUGAACUUGUUAAGCAAAUGCAUGCCUAUGCUUGUAAAGCUGGGGUGACUUGUGAUAUAGUGGUUGCUAGUGCUCUGCUUGAUGCCUACUACAAAUGUCAAAGCCCUUGUGAAGCUUGCAAGUUUUUUAGCGAGCUCGAAGAUUACGAUACGAUUUUGCUUAAUACUAUGAUCACUGUGUAUUCUAAUUGCGGAAGGAUUGCAGAUGCGAAAUGGAUUUUUAACAGAAUGCCUAGUAAAACCUUGAUUUCAUGGAAUUCAAUACUAGUUGGCCUAACCCAGAAUGCUUGUCCAAGCGAAGCGUUGGAUAUUUUUUGUCAGAUGAAUAGGUUGGAUAUAAAAAUGGACAGGUAUAGCUUUGCCAGUGUAAUCAGUGCUUGUGCCAGCAAAUCAGCUCUUGAACUUGGUGAGCAGUUAUUUGGUAAAGCCAUUGCCAUUGGGCUUGAAUCUGAUCAGAUAAUAUCUACCUCCCUUGUUGAUUUUUAUUGCAAAUGUGGUUUUGUUGAGACAGGGCGUAAAGUUUUUGAUGGACUGGUAAAAACUGAUGAAGUGUCGUGGAACACAAUGUUGAUUGGGUAUGCCACAAAUGGAUAUGGAAUUGAAGCUCUAACACUCUUCAGUGAAAUGAGGUAUAGUGGUGUCAGGCCUUCUGCCAUUACUUUUACUGCGGUUCUUUCCGCCUGUGAUCAUAGUGGUCUGGUUGAAGAAGGAAGAAGUUUGUUCCAUACAAUGAAACAUACCUAUAACAUGAAUCCAGGGAUUGAACAUUACUCUUGCAUGGUUGACCUUUUUGCCCGAGCUGGAUGCUUCGAGGAAGCACUGGAUCUUAUUGAAGAGUUGCCUUUUCAGGCUGAUGCCAACAUGUGGUUGUCAGUAUUGAGAGGCUGCAUAGCUCAUGGAAAUAAGACUAUUGGCAAGAUGGCUGCAGAGCAAAUCAUUCAGCUUGAUCCUGAAAAUGCAGGUGCUUAUAUACAAUUAUCUAACAUACUUGCAUCUUCUGGGGACUGGGAAGGGUCAGCACUAGUAAGAGAACUGAUGAGAGGUAACCAAGUUCAGAAGAUUCCUGGUUGUAGUUGGGCAGAUUGUUGAAUGAGAAACUCUACUGAGUGUCUUAGUUUCCAGGUGAAGAUUAGCCAAUCCGAAGAGGACAAUUCUGGACAGAAAUAAGCUUGGAACCAUCAUUAGCUUCCAAAGUAUUUUGGCCUAUUUUCAGGUUGACUAACUGAUUUCAAGAGAUGAACAGCUUAAGAGUACGUGGUUUAAGUUGGGUUAAGUCUAUUUCUUGCUAGCAGUGCUGUGAAUGCUCUAUCAGGAGGCUAGAAACACAUUUUACCCAUAACACGUGAUACGCUGUGUUAUGUUAUACUAUUGGCUCCAAAAAUUGGAGAAAGCUUGGUGCUUACAUUUAUUCUUUACUUUACGUGACAUAAUCUAACCAACAAGCAUGUUAUGCUGUCUGUACCAAGGUUCGUACUAUGUAAUCAAGUAAUCUUGCAUGUAUUUUAUAUAUCAUCUCAACUGAAUAUGAUAUUGACGGGAAAGGGAAUGGGUCAU
Molecule: messenger RNA, 2502 nt
Organism: Cajanus cajan (pigeon pea)
Lineage: Eukaryota; Viridiplantae; Streptophyta; Magnoliopsida; Fabales; Fabaceae
Product: Pentatricopeptide repeat (PPR) superfamily protein
Biological process (GO): RNA modification
Molecular function (GO): protein binding; RNA binding
Source: RefSeq, a predicted model, not a curated record